AUGUAUGGGAUAAAUUUUUCAUCAUUUUCUCUAGUCCCAACAGAUAACCUAACCAAGCCCAUGCACAGAGGUAACAUUACAAUUAAUCAAAUAACUAAUAAAUUAUGAUCAAUUUAAAAUAGUGGAAUAAUCGACACUACUUUAGUAAAAUAAUAUUCGCACAGCCCUUACAGCUAUAUAGGUACUUUUUAAACAUUUUCGAAUUUUUUGCCAGUUAGUAAAACCGAUUUCUUAUUCGCUGGUAGGUAAACUAUCAAGUACCAACACAAUAAUUCAAAUACUUCAAGCUUCACAUACCGUGAACCAAAAACUAAACAAUAAAUACAACGUUCCUUUCUGCAAUGAAAAACUAAAAUUAAAUUACAUUUAUUUGUCCAGUGACUGUAAAGAAUAAAGACGAAGAUUAUGAACAAUAUGUUAAUGAAAUAUUGGAACAUUGUAAGUAUUUAAAAUAUAUAUUUGUGUUCUUUGAUAUUUCAAAAAGUAUGUAAACAAUGAAAUAUUCAAAAUAUUUUAUGGAUAUAGAACUAUUUUAUACUACGCGUUUCCAAUUUAUAUCUAUUAUAUUAUCAUAUGUAUACAAUUAUAAGCAUUUGUGAACAUAAGUGAUACAUACGACUUAAAUAUAUAUAAUAUACUUAUUGGCAAGUUAUAGCAUAUUUUGUGUUUAAUUUAAAAAAGGCGUCCUAGUAUAACGGAGACGGAAGCAGCCACUUUUAUAGAUAAUUUAAUGUAUACCUGAAAGCAACGAUAAACCAUUGCUUACGGAAAAACGAUUCUGAGCGGAGUUCAGUUGAUAGUGAUGCUUUGUCAACAAUAUAUAUGCCAUAUUAUUUUAAAAUAAUUAUGGUCUCUAUAUAUUUUCUUUAAUAUUUGUUUUAAGUUAUACCGAUUUCUCCGGUUUCCCUACGUUUUUCUGGUUUUCCCAUGUUUUUUCCCAGUUUUUCACAUUUGCUAAAAAAAUUCAGGAGAACAUCGAUAAACGAUCUCUCUAAAGUACCUCUACAGUGAAAUUUUCUUUUAGAAAAAUUGUUAUCAUUAUAAGUUAAAAUAAAAUUGCUGGUAUAAAAGUUGUCCACAGGAAAAAAGAAGGCCAUAAUAUUUUUAGCUAAUACCUAAAUUUCUUAUAUUUUCCCGAUUUUUCUCAACUAUUGAGAAAAUCGAAAAAUGGCCUCUCUAAGGUACCUCCUCACACCGAUUUCCUUUCAGAAAAGGUGUUACACUUAAAAAUUGGAGCAAGUCCUCUGGUAGAAAACUUACUCACAGAAAAAAAAAACAUCAUCUUUUUAAAACCAUAAGCUUCACUCAGAAUCUAAAAUACAAAUGUAUAUUGUAAAUUUCAAACAUAUAUUCUCCCUAUAUUUAGCAUACAUACCAUUGAGCAGAGAUUUAUGGGAGAAAGAAUGGACCAACCAACCCAAAGGACAUGAACCUUGUACAAGUAAAUAAUACAUUUUUAAGUAAUAUUAUUUAACAUUCUAAUUUUAACUUUUACUAAUACUAUGAUCUAAUUGUAGUCUUAGUUUUCCUUUGAGUGAACAAUAUACAAAAAUACAAUGUAGGUUGUAUAUUUGUACACGCAUAUUACUUCUAGUUGUAAAAUGUAAAAAUAUUAUUUAUCUAAACCAGAUAAUAUAAUACAAUAAAAUAAAUACAAAUAUUAAAGUUUUUUGGUUUAUAGACGAGAAUCCACUAGUGCAAUGA
Messenger RNA from Cinara cedri, 1704 nucleotides. Lineage: Eukaryota; Metazoa; Arthropoda; Insecta; Hemiptera; Aphididae. The record is from the annotation of a GenBank genome assembly.